GUGUGGCGAAGAGUUCAGCUCAGGACGGCGAGAGGGGACGAGUCAGCGGCCACGAGAAGAGAGUGUCGGAGGAGCAGAACAACGAGAGCCAGAAACAAAAGGUUCUGGAGGAGAGAGAGAAGCUGAAGCAGGAGCGAGAGAUCAGGAUGAAGAAGAAAGAAUAUCUGAUGAAGGAGCUGGAGAGGCUCAGGAAGCAACAAGGUGAGAACACACGGAUGCCGCGAAUCAUGCACGAAACACGCAUGAAACACAUGAAACACACAGGAAACACACAGGAAACACACGACAAAUGCCCGAAACACGCAUGA
Messenger RNA from Plectropomus leopardus (leopard coralgrouper), 308 nucleotides. NCBI's taxonomy places the organism in Eukaryota, Metazoa, Chordata, Actinopteri, Perciformes, Serranidae. The record is from RefSeq and is a predicted model, not a curated record.